Messenger RNA from Anguilla anguilla (European eel), 6563 nucleotides. It is a transcript of the gene spred3, whose product is annotated as sprouty related EVH1 domain containing 3. Gene Ontology annotation, molecular function: protein kinase binding. The coding region runs from base 2469 to 4076 and encodes 535 amino acids. NCBI's taxonomy places the organism in Eukaryota, Metazoa, Chordata, Actinopteri, Anguilliformes, Anguillidae. Gene Ontology annotation, cellular component: membrane. The transcript is spliced from 6 exons. Gene Ontology annotation, biological process: multicellular organism development; negative regulation of MAPK cascade. The record is from RefSeq and is a predicted model, not a curated record.
CCCCGUUCAGGACCGUGUGGAACAUCUCCAGGCUUCGGCUCGCUGAUUAGAUUUGAGAAGCCGUGGCCCUUUUAGCACGUUCGUUUCCUGCCUAUUGAUCGUGUCUAGACCUGCACGAAUAUCAUCUGGAAUUCUGGCUCGACAACACACAAAACGUCUUUGCAAAGGGGAGGACUUGGAGAGAAUACCUUUAAUGCAUCAAUUACUGCACCACUAUCUCCUCGACUGUAACUUAAAUCAGGACUCUUAUGCUGUACUUUAGACGCCAUAAUAACUCUAAAUAUGGGGAGUAACCGAAGACGUACUUCAAGGUCGGGAAUAGAAUUAUUUCCCUGGGCUUAAAGUGCUUUUUUUAUCUAGCUAUUAUGAAUUGUCCAUACACGUUAAACCCGUUACCUUGCCUUUUUAACCAGUAAAUUUAAACCAAAAUAUGUUGUAUCGUACUUUAUUCACUAUUGCGAUUGCUUGCUAAUCCUGUCAUUAUUGUGAUAAGUACUUUCAUUGAUUUGGUAAGAUAUAACGUUAGCAAUAAUUCAACUGCUUCUUCGUAAAUUAGCUAUCGUUAGCUAAUAUGUAGCUAGCCUAUGUCUAACUGCCGGUUUAAUAAAAUGCACAACUCUAGCUAGCUAACUAGUCUAAAUUACUAACACUAACGUUAAUCUAAGUGACGGACUUUACCUCUGGCUCGAAAUGAAUUGCACAGAGAGCACAGCUACAAUCAUCAUGCACUUGUCACACAUGAUCUUCCGCAAUCUUGGGAUUUUAAAAAUGUUUCGGUCGUUAAGUGGUCCUGUUUUUCGUACUUUGUUAUCGCGCAAAGUCUGUAAGUCGGCUGAGUUACAGAGAAAACGUUGCUGUUCGGUGACAUUUCGAAUGAAAACAAUGGUGCUGGGCAUUCUAGGCACGCGCUGUGGCAUAAAAGAGUUGUUGUAGAAAUCCCCACUUUUAAUAGCCUACUUAUUUUGAAAAUACUAUUAUAUAUAGAAUUGGAGGUAUGUUUCCGUAAACUUUGCUUAAUGAAAACUCAGAUCAGUUAUAUCAUUCAACCACGAAUUGUCCAUUCAUUCUGUAAAUUUUAAUUCCAGAGUCUCGGUGAUAGGCUAGUUGGCUACUCUACUGCUAACGAUACACAUGUUCUUUAUUAUGACAGUGUAGUAGCUAUCUACUUGCUAACUUUAAAUACAAAACUGCUCUCUACUUUUGUGUAUCUUUCAGUCUAUUGCUAAACUUAAUAGUUUCAGAACCAAUCUUGUGUGUAACUGAUGAAUUAAAUUAGAGCUGUCUAAGUCAUUCAAGUCGAUCCAAAAAGCUUCCGCGUAGGCUAGGUGAUUCACAACCAACGAGAGGCGGGCCGAAGAGCUGUCCGUAGUGCUGAAAGCUCUCCACGGGGAGUCUCCGCGGUCUGUACACGCCUCUUCCUGUAGCCUUGGCGUGCAGAACGGCCUUUUUCACGAGGUCAACUGACUUCGCGCUACUAACCGUAAAAUAAUCACCCACUGUGUUAAUUUCAAGAGCACUGUGCGCUAUUUUAUAUAGUCUAUAGGUUUCAUGCGAUUUUUCAAUGAAAUUUUACUUAAAUGAAAUCUACACAACUGAACUCUAACAAACGACUAUGAUUACAUUAAAGACUGUGCAAUGUAAUCAUAGUCGUUUGUUCGAGUUCAGUUGUGUUCUCGUGGUCCUUCCCUCUGGUACGGCACAGAGCAGUCUGUCUGUUUUUCUUUGAACUCUUAUGCCAGGCUGUCAGAACCUUGUGCCAUGCACAGUGUGCCUGUUUGUACUGAUUGCCUGCAUCUGGGAUGCUGAUGUUUCCUGUAUCCGUUACAAAACGUCCGCGUGUCAUCGGCCUCACAGCUAUAUAAAUAUGUUAGGAUUUGUGUCUAAAUCAAACGGUGGGCUAGUCGAGCGCGGAUCCGUGCCAGUCCCGUGGUGUCCGUCGGAUGGCGUGCGACUAUACGAGCGGGGUUUAACGGCAGUCAGAAGGGAACGCGGCAGGUACAGGGUGUGAAGAAAAGAAAUAGGGAGGGAGCGAUUGAGAGAGAGAGAGCGAGAGAGGAGAGAGAGAGAGAGAGGAGGAUGCUGCUGCCGCCGCCGCUGCCAGCGGAAAAUGGCUGCUACAACCUCGAGACCGCCCUAAAACACCGCGAGGACAUAAAGGUGGAGAGAGAAAAGAAACGAAAAUGAAGUGUGAGAGGAAAAAAGAACAAUUGAGAGAGAACACGGCUGAGUGAACGUGAGUGUGUGUGUGUGUGUGCGCGCGCGCGCGUGUGUGUGCGUGCGUGUGUGUGUGUGUGUGUGCGUGUGUGUGUGUGUGUUGAGAGGGAGAGUGUGGGAUAAAAAAGACUGGAGACCGGGGGGGCAGCAGGCUCGAAGCGGCGGGCGACACCAAGCAAUGGAGGGCGAUUCAGUUAGCCGGCCGCUCUCACCCCUCUCGCUUCUCUAACAGUGUGCGUGUUCGCGCAGUGGUGAUGACACGUGACGACUCUAGUGGCGGGUGGGUGCCCCUGGGAGGUGGAGGCCUCAGUCAUGUGAUCAUCUGUAAGGGGCGGAGUCCGGAGGACAAGGGGCGGAGAGACUACGUCAUCCGCGGAGAGAGGCUGCGCGAUCGAGCACCGGUGUUAGAGUGUGCUGUACAGAGGGGGCUGGUCUACAACAAGGUGAAUCCCAUUUUCCAUCACUGGCGUGUGGAAGACAAAAAGUUUGGCCUGACUUUUCAGAGUCCAUCGGAUGCCAUCUCCUUUGAACGUGGUCUCCACAGCGCCAUCGACAGGCUAGACAGAGGGUCUGAUUCGCCGGCAUCCUCCACCCCUGAAGACAGAGACACAGAAGAUGAAGGCCAGGCCUCUCACACAGAUAGCGAGUCGUCCUCCAACAGCAGGAAGGAAAUGCUGCCAAAACCCAUCACCAUAGUGACCAGUGAGUCCUCCUCCACCUGCUUCGUGAGGUCAGCUACAGAGGAUUAUGGGUACGGAGCCGGCCAUGCAGUCCCCACACAGACCCCUGCCCAGAUCCACACCCGGCCCGUGCACCAGCAGCCCUCGCAGGUGACCGCCAUCGUGAACCCUCCGGCGCCCCCGCCCCCUCCACCGGCCCCGCCCACCCCUCCGGCCCCGGUCUCCGCCCCGCCCCCUCUCUCCCCCCUCUCGCUGCUGGAGGAGGGGGACCUGCGCAGCCUGGACCCCUGCAAGGACCUGUGGGGCUCACGCGGGUACGAGGACUACCGCCGGGCCGGGGCGACUCGGACCGCCAUCGGGGGGCUGGGGGGCGGGGUCAUCGUCGGGGGCGGGGUCGACGGAGGAGGGGGCGGCGGCGGCGGCUCGCAGGACAAGUCCGAGCUGUGCGUGGUGCGCUUCGAGAAGGAGCUGGCGGGCGUCGGGGUGACGGGCUGCGAGGUCACGGUCACCCUGGACAGGAAGCGCCACCCCUCGGUCACGCCCUCCUGCGGCGGGGGCCCCAACGCUGCCUCCGGCGCCCCCUCUGCCGGGGGGUCCCCCCAGGACACGGGGAAGGGCUCCCCCUCCCCAUGCUGCAUCCACACGUCCCUGGCCACGCCUCGCUCACGGACUCGGAAAAGAGGAGGAGGAGGAGGAGGGGGAGGCGGAGGAGGAGGAGGGGGCGGCGGGAGCGACUGUGGGCUGGGUCUUGCCGGCUCCACCUCCGGGGGCGGGGCCGUCUCCCCGGACGAGGACAGCCCCCGCCCCCAGGGCUCGUCGUCCUGCUCGUCGCGCUGCGUGUACUGCCGCUCGGUGUUCAGCGCGGCCGAGAACGGGCGGGGCCGCUGCCGGGACGCCCCGGACCCCGCCCGCCGCUGCCUGCGGCGCUGGACGUGCGUGUGGUGCGCGGAGAGCCUGCUGUACCACUGCGCCUCCGACUCGGAGGGCGAGUUCUGGGAGCCCUGCUCCUGCGAGGACCCGUCGGGCGGCAGGCCGCACCCGCUCUGCUGCGCCCGCUGGGCGGCCGUGCUGGCGCUGUCGCUGCUGGUGCCCUGCAUGUGCUGCUACCUGCCCCUGCACGCCUGCCUGCGCUGCGGGGAGAGGUGCGGCUGCUGCGGGGGCAAGCACAAGGCCGUGCGGUGAGCCGGGGCGUGGCCAGGACCCCGGGUGGGCGGGGCAGGGCGGGGGCCGGGGGCAGGGGACAAGGGGAGGGAGUGGGGGCGGGGCUUGAUGAAGUGGUAAAGAGAGAGCACAGAUGUGAUCUGUUCACUUACAAAACAAAACAACAUCCCUCCCUGCAACAGGGACAUUACUCAGCAUUUUCAUUUAACCGCCAUAAUUAUCAGUCACAUGACUCCAUUAUCCUGCCAUGCAGCCAAUCCUAUGCCUUUAUUUAACCCACCCAAACUCAGUUCAGUUCUCCUCCCUAAAAAAAUUGAAAAACAAAUAUUAAUUUCCUGCAGGUGACGUAGGCGCUGGGCUUGAGUGUUUCUGUGUGUGCGGUGCUCACUGGGUCAUGGGAGCAGAGGUGAAAGGUCAAAGGUUAAGGUCCAAUCUCAAGGUAAUUGAUGAGGAGAGACAAGGUUAGUGAGGGUGUUUAAAACUGUUUUCAAAGUUUUUAAUUUUACAAGACAAGAAGAAAAGAACACAAAGUAAAAUAUGUUUAUAAAUGUGACAUAUUCUGAUUAUUGGUAUUUUUAAAAUAUAUUUUUUACUAAGUUUAUCCCCUGGCAGACACAGAGUUAUAUAUGAAUUAUAAAACCUUCUCUAAACUGUGGCUUAAUCAUCUUUCUAUCUGAAGGAAAAAUGAAACACUCUCUAGGGGGAGUGAGAGAAGGUGAAAGUGGAGGGAGAGAGAGAGAUCAAGUGAGGGACAGAGUGAGAGAAAGACAGAGGGAAAGAGAGUGUGAGAGACAAAGAGAGAGAAUGAGAGAGAGAGAGAGCAGGGUGGAGCAGGGUCCUUUUUACCCAGUCAGUUUAGCCCCCCCCCCCCCCCCGCCCCCCACCCCACAGCCUCUUAAACGUUUUCACUUAUGCAAUCACCAGUUAACUGCUUACCAAAAAAUAAAUAAAAUAAAAUUAAUAAAAGCCUUCUACCCAAUUAAAUAGGACCAGUGGCCUCACAGAUGCCCAAAUCUACCUUAUAAAGUGAAUAGCAGAUGCCACCAAAAAGAUAAAAAUGUUGUAAUGAACAAUGUAUCAAAUAGUUAUUUUUUUAAGUGCUGAUUGACUGAGGUUGACAGAGGACAGCUGACUUGAACGAGGGGGGCGGAGUUUUAGAGAGAUGUGGAGCCGGUGUUCUGGCCUUCUGAUAGACAGGGUGCUUUGGACUGCACUGUGAACCACGCCCAGGGGUCACCAGUCACCAGUCCCCCCCCCCCCCAAAAAACAAAAAACAGCCUCACAGGCCGUCACUGUUCACAGGCUCCAGUGUUUUCACAGGUUUUCUAGCGUUGCUUUCAAACAGGUCCGCAUCGGAAUGAUCUCCGUGAUUUAAAAUUAAUUAACAAAAGUAAAUUAAACUCUGAUAAAAAUGAAACGCCCGUCGUCUGAGAAAGAAUGGGGAUCUCGGUCCAGAAUACCUCCUGGCAGCUGUGUCCGUCGGAACAGGCUUUAAAAAAAAAAUCUGCAUCUCUGAGCUGCUUUUCAUUUUGAAUCACCUCAAAAAUCACCUCAAAAUCCUUCCUUCUGAGCUGCACAUUUCGGCAACCGAGCAGUAAAACUGCUCUCGCUUAACGAGGAACAGGGAAAGAUGUACAGCGGCUGCAUUAAUACAGAACCCCCCCCCCCCCCACUUAUUAGAAAGGGGGGGGGGGGGAUGUGCCAGUGUGUAACACUAUCACCUGUAUUAUGAGGUAUGUUUGUUUACUCUGUUACAGAGGGACAAAGGGGGGGGGGGGGUGUCAUGUGUUGCAUUGUCUGCUGGCUUUGUGUCACUUUAUUUUGGGAAGUGUCACAGUGCGGAAAAUCCCAAAUGCAACGGAGAGCGGUGUGGUGUGAGUGUGCCGUUCUUGAGCCAAUCACACGAGAGUGUGCUGCUGUGUUCUCGUCCAAUCACAUGAGAGACUGCUGUUCUUAUCCAAUCAAUCACAUUUCUCCAUUUCAUCCACCAACCCCCAACCCCCAACCUCCACACGCACUCAAACAGGCAAACGAAUGCACUCACACGCACACACUCCUUACACAUACUGCUGCAGACAUGUAGAGACACACACACACGCACACACACAGGAGUGACAGAGACAGGAAAGGAAAGGAAGUGACAUCACCCCAGAGGGCCCCAUUCGUACAUCUUAAUAAAUGUGCCUUUUGAUUUAAUUUAUUAAUAACACAUUAUUUUUUAUGUAGUAUGUACUUUAUGUACCAUUUUACCUAUCGGGUUAUUUUUUUUCUGCCAAUGUGUAUAUUUUACAAUGUACGUAUUUAUUGGUUAAUUUUGAAAGAAAGUAAUUAAUGAGAUAUUACCUGUUGGUUUAUUUAUCCAGAUAUUUAUUGAGAUGAUUUAUUUAUUUUUGGAGACAGGUUUUUGAUUUCCGUGUGGUCUUCUCUGACUUAGUGCCAACGUGCUGCUUUGAGGUGUUACAUAUCGUGGGUUUGUAUCAUUAAUUAAAACCUCACUCUAUAUUUUAA